Molecule: messenger RNA, 1296 nt
Organism: Ostreobium quekettii
Lineage: Eukaryota; Viridiplantae; Chlorophyta; Ulvophyceae; Bryopsidales; Ostreobiaceae
Source: the annotation of a GenBank genome assembly
GGGGGUUUAAGCCUGGCCCAGCGCCCGAAUGCGACUUUUGCACAAAGCGUCGGCUCACAACACGCACGUUUCGAAGAACACGGUUCAGGAAGCAUGUCGUAUGGCGGAAGAGAUGAUGAAGGCCGCCAAGGUCGCGGUUACGACACGGGCCUCUAUGACGAUCGCGCCUACGAUGAGAAGAUGUCCAAAUUCCUGGAGGGGAAUGAGGACGAGUUCUACACCGAGUGGGAGGAGUCCUUCGCGUCGUUCGACCAAAUGACUCUCAACGAGGGGCUACUCCGCGGUAUCUACGCAUAUGGCUUCGAGAAGCCGUCUGCCAUCCAGCAGAAGGGGAUCGUGCCCUUCACCAAGGGCCUGGACGUCAUCCAGCAGGCCCAGUCGGGCACGGGCAAGACCGCCACCUUCUGCGCGGGCAUCCUCAACAACCUGGACUACCAGCUGAACGAGUGCCAGGCCCUGGUGCUGGCCCCCACGCGGGAGCUGGCACAGCAGAUCGAAAAGGUCAUGAGGGCGCUGGGGGACUACCUGCAGGUCCGGUGCCACGCGUGCGUGGGCGGCACCAGCGUGCAGGAGGACAUGAGGAUCCUGCAGGGGGGUGUGCACGUUGUUGUGGGCACCCCAGGCCGGGUGUUUGACAUGCUGCGCAGGAGGGCGCUCAGGGCAGACUGCAUCAAGAUGUUCACCCUGGAUGAGGCGGAUGAGAUGUUGUCGCGCGGGUUCAAGGACCAGAUUUACGACAUCUUCCAGCUGCUGCCGCCAAAGCUGCAGGUUGGAGUGUUCUCAGCCACCCUGCCACCAGAGGCUUUGGAGAUCACAAGGAAGUUCAUGAAUAAGCCGGUUCGUAUUCUGGUCAAGCGCGAUGAGCUGACCCUUGAGGGUAUAAAGCAGUUCUAUGUGAAUGUGGAAAGGGAGGACUGGAAGCUGGAAACUCUGUGUGACUUGUAUGAGACUUUGGCCAUCACCCAGAGUGUGAUAUUUGCCAACACCAGGCGAAAGGUGGACUGGCUGACAGACCAGAUGCGGAGCCGUGACCACACUGUGUCGGCCACCCACGGAGACAUGGACCAAAAUACACGCGAUGUGAUCAUGCGCGAGUUCCGGUCGGGUUCCUCUCGUGUGCUUAUCACCACCGAUCUGCUGGCACGUGGCAUUGACGUCCAGCAGGUGUCGCUGGUCAUCAACUACGACCUCCCUACGCAGCCAGAGAACUACCUCCACAGAAUUGAAGGAGUGGUCGUUUUGGCAGGAAGGGUGUGGCUAUCAAUUUUGUCACCAGGGAUGACGAGGGCAUGCUGA